Diatraea saccharalis (sugarcane borer) is the source of this 2468-nucleotide messenger RNA. Lineage: Eukaryota; Metazoa; Arthropoda; Insecta; Lepidoptera; Crambidae. The record is from the annotation of a GenBank genome assembly.
UUAUAUCGUUGUCAGUUAAAACUGUGAAUAUGUGGUGUUAAGUUUUUCUAUUUCGUUCCAUAAUUUUUUUGAACCCUGGACUUUUUAUUUAUAUUUUGAAAAAUAUGAUAAAAUACUUUUGACUAUACCGGUAUUUACAACAAUUAGGUAUAAAUAAAAAUGAAAGAAACAUUCCUCUUUAUUCCAUUACUCUGUGAUAUUUAUUAAUAUUGGUAAAUAGUAAAAUUCAAAUUAUGACUGUGACGUACACCGGUGAAGUAGCUACCUGUCGAGGAUUUGGCACCUUUCUUAAAGUUUUGUAUAGAUGGCGUGGAAGUAUCUACAAGCUAGUAUGGCUGGACCUCUUCGUGUUCUUGCUGUUAUAUUAUACGUUGAGUUUGACGUAUCGUUUAUUACUAGAUGAAAAUUCCAAAAGGAUAUUCGAAGGUGUAGUUAACUAUUGUAGUUUUCACGGGAAUGUGAUACCGCUCUCGUUUGUAUUAGGUUUUUAUGUAACAGUGGUGAUGAACCGAUGGUGGGGUCAAUACACUACAAUCCCUUGGCCAGAUUCUAUUGCCGUUUUUGUAUCGGCGACAAUUCAUGGGCUCACUAGCACGAGGCGGUUGAUGAGGCGCACGAUCCUAAGAUACGUUUGCCUUUGUCUCACGAUGGUGCUAACUAUGAUUUCGCCUAGGGUUAAGAAAAGGUUUCCCACGCUUAUUAAUUUAGUGGAAGCUGGUUUACUGCUUGACAAUGAGAAAAUUAUACUUGACAAUUUAAAUGAGAAAUUUCCGAAGCCUUCGAAACAUUGGUUACCCAUUGUAUGGGCUACUAGUAUAGUGACGAGGGCCCGUAAAGAGGGCCGAAUAAGGGAUGAUUUUGCAGUAAAAACUAUCAUAGACGAAUUAAACAAAUUCCGGGGACAGGCUGGCCUGCUACUCAGUUAUGACACUAUAAGUGUACCACUUGUAUAUACUCAGGUAGUUACGAUAGCAGUAUACUCGUAUUUUAUAACGUCCGCCUUAGGCAGUCAAUGGGUUGACAAUAAAUUGGAGUCUCAUUCGAAUUCUAAUAUCAGUAACAUAGAUUUAUAUUUUCCAAUAUUUAAUACACUAGAAUUCUUCUUCUAUAUGGGUUGGCUAAAAGUGGCGGAGUCUUUGAUAAACCCUUUUGGAGAAGACGACGAUGACUUCGAAGUCAAUUGGUUGAUUGACAGGAAUUUGCAGGUUUCAUACAUGAUCGUAGACGAGAUGCAUCACGAACAUCCAGAGUUGAUUAGAGAUCAGUAUUGGGACGAGGUUCCUUCUGAGUUACCGUACACGAUCGCUACUGAAAACCAACGCGAGGAACACCCUGAGCACUCGACGGCUCGUGUGAACGUCCCAGUGCGGCAACGGAGCAUGGUCGCCGUCGCUCCCUCCACGGUCAAGAUCGACGAGAUGGUUCCCUCCAACACCCAACUUCAAAUGAACGAUGACGCCGCAUCCGGAAUACAUUUCAUUGUAUCACGCGGGAGUAAACGAAGUAAGAAAGAAGACCGCAAUUCUAUGGGGUCAAGCAAUUCAAUGGCGUCAUUGCAGCAGACACCCAUGACACGGAACAACUCUGUCACCUCCAUGUUGAAAAGGUUGUUCUCUAAAGAGGAACAGAGGACGGGCACAACGCCCCCGGUCAAUUCGCAAACAGACGGAGGCUCCCGAUUUACUAUAUCAGCGAGUAAUCCGACUCUAAAUAAGCCAGCCACGGCCGGCGGGGGCAGCAUGAAGAUUGCCAAUGAGGUCAUAGAGGAAGUGGACGAACAAGCUACUAUUACCAGCAUGGGCAAGCGACCUGAUACCAGACCCACUGCAAUGAGUUUGUUCUCAGCUCCUGCACCUAGUGAUCCAGUUGAUGUGCCUACCAACAAUUCUGUUCAUAGCAAUGAUCAUAGAUUAUCGUCAUCAGCGCCGACACAAUGGUCUCGUACCAAAGACGGCGAGGAUCUCAGCCCGGCGGUACAGUCGCUGACGACGCAACCGUCCUUCGCUAGUUUCGCUUCUCAACGCCCGCGACUCGACAGUGAUGUUGGACCAUCGCUCAGUGCUGCCGGCAGUCAGAUACUCAUGGACGAGGUAGACGGCGUCGAGGACACUGACGACUUUGAACGCCUACGCAGUAUCAGAGACCAACGUCGUCGCGAUAAAUAUCUGCAAAAACUUAUGGCCCGCUCUGUCAGUGCACAGCAGACUACCGGCAGCACCGAAUUGAUAGACAACGAUUUAUUGUUAGAAGAAUUAUUAACGCAGUCGGGUGCAUUGAAAAAUAAUGAUAAAUCAAAAGAAGAUAGCAAAGAGAACAAUACUUGACACAGUAGUUUUAUAUUUCAGUGGGACUAAAUUUAUACAAAAUGCAAUAUAAAUAUACAGUAUUAGAAAAAAUGUGAUAAAAUGUAAAUACAAUGCAAGCUUACAAUUCAAUAAAUUGCAAAGUUAGAUAUUUUAUAUUUACAC